AUGCACGCUCGCACCACCUCCACCGAAAUCACCAAGAAGUCCUUUGGCCAUCGCGCCCCCGCCCCUGGCGCGGACUCGAUCCGCUCGGGCAAGGGGGACGUCUACGGACGCACCGCGGUACCCGUCACCGUCAACCCGCGCGACCUGCAGGUGGCCGCCGUGAUGCAUCACGUCUCUCCCGAGUCCAUCGUCAUGGUGGCCUGGGCCCUGCUCCUCCGCUCUUACGCAGGGGAGGACGGCCCCGUCAACUUUGGCGCCUGCCUCGAUCGCGAGCAGGCCGCGUGGCUCUUCACCAUGCCGGUCUCGUCCGACGAGCAGCUGCUUAGUGCCAUGCGAAGCGCGGAGCAGGAGAAGCGCUUGAUGCUGGACUAUGGUCUCACCUUUCGGUCGCUUGGUUCCUUUGCCAAAGCAACCCUGGUGGUCUGCAUAGCCGAGGGGGCCCUGGUCCAGGUCCACCUCGACUACCGCCGGGACGUCCUCUCCACCGAGCGCGCCCAGAGUCUCGUGGACAAUUUCGGCCACGUGCUCGCCACCAUGACCAAGCGCAUGCAGUCGGUGAGCAAGCUCGAGGUGGACGCCCUGCUGGUCAAGGACAUUGAGACGGUCAGCAAGAACGACUACCGUCGCAUCGUCGAGUUCAGCGCUCGUUUGCCCCCACGGUUGGACAUGUGCGUGCACGAGAUGAUAUUUGCCCGCUGCAUGGACCCCCGCUUCGCCGGCCGCGUCGCCGUCGACUCGUGGGAUGGCACCCUGACGUACAGCGACGUCGCCAAGUACGCGCAGAAGCUCGCCACCAUCAUCGCCGAGGCCGCCAACAAGUACCGCCAGUCCCAGCCUGCGAGCGGCGCUACCGACACCGGGGGGACAACUUCUUCGUUCCCUUUGCCUGCCCAAGUCAAACCCAGCCAUCCCGCCGCCCGCAGGAACGAGCUCAUUUCCCAAACCAGCGCGGCCAUCGUCCUGACCACCACCACCCUCCUGCCCGACGUGGCCGGCAGCCUCGCUGCCGACACUCCCGUGCGCCACAUCCUGUGCGUCGACCAGGAGGAGGACUCCAACAUGCCCACCAACCCCGCCGCCCUCCCCGCCGUGCGUGCCGACGCGCUCUGCUACGUCAUCUUCACGAGCGGCAGCUCAGGCACCCCAAGGCACGGCCGCGCGUUCCACAUGGGCGAGAACACCCGCAUCCUACAGUUCGCCUCCCACGUCUUUGACGUGUCCGUCGCGGAGCUCAUCACCCCGCUUUUCCACGGCGCCUGCGUCGUCGUCCCCUCCGACGGCGACCGCACCGACCCGGAGAAGAUGGCAGCCUUCAUGCAGGCCAAGCAGGUCAACUGCGCCAUGUUCGUCGCCUCCUAUGCGCGUCUCAUCCGGCCCGAGGCCGUCCCUUCGCUGCGGACCCUCGUCCUCGGGGGCGAGUCCAUUGGCCAGGACAACCUCGACCGGUGGACCCCGACCCUGGAUAGGCUCAUCAUCGGCUACGGCACCGCCGAGACCUGCAUCAACUGCGCCAAGAACGAGUUCUCCGUGCAGACGGCGGCCAAGAAGCCCUGGCGCGAGAGCCUCGGCCACGCCGCUGGUGGCCGCAUGCUCAUCGCCGACCGCUCCGACAUCGACAAGCUCGUACCCGUCGGCGCCAUUGGCGAAAUCGUCGUGGAGGGACCCAUCCUCGCCGAGGGCUACCUCAACGACGAGGCCAAGACCGCCCGGGCCUAUGUCGAGAACCCGGCCUGGAUCCGCAAGACCCACUUUUGGCCCGCCAAGCCCCGCCGCCGGUUCUACCGCACCGGCGACCUCGGCUUCCAGGACAUGCACGGUGGCAUCACUUUUGUCGGGCGCGCCGACUUCCAGGUCAAGGUGCGUGGUCAGCGUCUCGAGCUUGGCGAGAUCCGGUCACACAUCGUCAACGCCCUGAGCGAGGCCCGCGACGUCCACGUCGACGUCGUCACCGUUGAAGGGGACAAGGCCCUCGCAGCCUUCCUUUCCCUCGGCCACGCGUCGCAGAGCCCUCGGGGGCUGGUGCAGGUGCACGCGCCCAAGGGCGCCGAGGCUGAGGCUCUCAGGGCCAUGGUCAACUCCAUCCGCGCUAGCCUCCCGCCGGCGGCUGUCCCUACCUUCUUCAUCCCCGUCACCGAGUUCCCCUACUUGGUCUCUGGCAAGGUCGAUCGCCGCGCCCUGUUGGGCUUUGCGGCGGAAGCCACGGCCGAGCAGUUGGCGGCCUGCAAUGCGGGUUUCAUGUCCGCUACCACCGUCGAUGUCGUCCUCCCCAGCAACGAGGUCGAGGAAAAGAUCGCCGCUAGCUGCAAGGAGAUCCUCAAGCUCCCUUCCUUGAGCAUGAGCGACAACUUCUUCGUUGCCGGCGGGGACUCCAUCUCCGCCAUUAAAGUCGUGGCGUCGGUCCGCGCUCGGGGUGUGGACAUUAGCGUGAACGACAUCUUCAAGACCUCGUCUCUUCGAGAGCUUGCCACGUUCGCGUCGGGCUCAAGUUGUCGACAUCUAUCCCUGCUCUCCCUGCAAGAGGCCCUGGUCGCUCUUUCGGCGGCGCGACCUGGUGCUUACGUCGCUCAGCACGUCCUCGACCUCUCGGCCUACGUCGACCUCGUCGUGUUUAGGCAAUCGUGGGACGUUGUUUUCCGCCGACACGAUAUCCUGCGGAGCCGUAUUAUCAAUACCCCGCAUGGUGUCGUCCAGGCAGUCUACGACUCCGAGAUUGAAUGGCUUGGCGGCACGAACCCGAGCGCCUAUUGCAAGGCCGACAAGGCUGCGCCUAUGGGCUUCGGCGACAGGUUGGUGCGGUUUGGGCUUGUCGGUCGCACGUUUAGAUACUACGCCGGCCAGGCUCUUCUCGAGAUGCAGCCAUACAACAUGUUUAUCAAGUUCCAGCACGACCUCAACACCGAGGGCCACAAGGGCUUCUGGAUGAACAGGCUCGAGUCCGACUCUGGCCUUGCAUCUUGCCACUUCCCCCAGAACCUCGCUUCGUCUUUCAUCCCUGUUCCAGAUUCAUCCCUCAGGACGAGAAUCUCGACGGCGAAAUAUGCCAAGUCCAGCUUCACAUUGCCAACCCGCAUUCGAGCUGCCUGGUCGCUUCUGGUGGGCCGCUACAUUGACUCCACCGAUGUCAUCUUUGGCGAGACGCUUUCCGGUCGCACCUUUAAUCUUGAAGGGAUAGAGGCCGUUUCCGGUCCUACUAUCUCGACCGUACCCGUUCGCGUCACCUGGGAUGAACAGACCUCUCUCGAGUCCAUCCUGAGCAGCAUCCAAAGCAGUGCCAUAGAGAUUUCCAAUGCCGGCAACAUUGGCCUGCAGACAAUUUCGCGCCUUAGCGCAUCGGCCCACGCCGCCUGCCAAUUCCAGCACAUCAUCCGCAUCGGGCUAGAGGACGCCGCUCUGGAUCUCCAGAACUUCCACAGCUACGCGUUGAACAUGGAUUUCACCAUUGACGAUGACGGCGAGAUUGAGCACCUUCACGCCCAGUUCGCGCAUGUACUGGAUAUGAUUGGCGGCGCGGGUGAUUUGUCCAAGGUCAAGGUUGCCGACAUCGACUACGCCUCUGCCAUGGAUGUUGAGCUCCAGGUUGAGACCAACGCGGCGCAAAAGGUUGACUACGAGCAGACUACCCUCGUACACGUUUUGGAGAAGAACGCCGUGGAGCAGCCCAACUCUCCCGCUGUCUACUCCUGGGAUGGUCAGAUGACGUACCACGAGCUGAACUUCGCCUCCACCGUUCUCGCCAACUAUCUCAGCUCCCGUGGCCUACGCAAGGGUGACUUUGUCCCCUACUAUUUUCCAAAGUCCAUGUGGACGACCGUUGCCAUUGUUGGUGCUCUCAAGCUUGGCGGAAUCAGCGUCGCGCUGGAGCCUUCUCACCCCGAUGCUAGCAUCGCAAAGGUGUUGGACAAGGUGCGCCCGGCGUUGGUUCUCUGCGCGUCGACCACCGACGCCGCUAGACUUCGGAGCCUGGGCCAAGAACCCAUGGUCAUCAACGAAGAGUCCGUCAUCGGCCUCAUCAAGGCGGCUGCCGGAUCGGUGCAGAGGAAGUACAUGGUGCAGCCCGCGGAUGACGCCUUUCACAACGGUGUAUGCAUCAUGGCGAAGCAGCACGGCGAGGCCAUGAACAUUGACAAGUCCUCGAGAAUACUCCAAUUCGCCGCCCACGUCUUUGACGUAAGCAUUGGUGAUCUCGCCAUCUCAAUCUACCAUGGCGCUUGUCUCUGCGUUCCGUCUGAUGACGACCGCAUGAACAAUCUUGCUCGUGCCAUCAACGCCCUCGGCGCCAACCGAGCCAUGACAUGGCUCUCUGUCGGCGGUGAGCAGUUGAGCCAGGUGUGCAAGGACAUCUGGGCGGGCGUUCCUCUUGUGAAUGUUUACGGCCCGGCCGAGGUUUCCAACCUUGGCACCGCCCUCGCCCCGACCGGAUGCAUUGGCGAGAUUGUCUUCGAGGGCCCCAACGUGGCCAGAGGAUAUCUCGGCAACGCCGAACUAACCAAGAAGGCCUUCCCCGACAUCGUCCCUUGGGGCGCCAAUGGAGGAGACUCUAGCAAGCAGCCCGUACGCAUGUAUAGGACUGGUGACCUUGCCCGUCUCAGUGUUGACGGGUCCAUCGACUUCAUGGGCAGGCGAGACACACAAAUCAAACUCCGCGGUCAAAGGAUCGAGGUAACGGCGGUCGAGAGUGCUCUGAGGGCUGCCAUCCAGGAGCCGGCCGAACUCGCCGUAGACAUCCUUCCCGCCUCCUCCACCAACCGCGAUGCCACCCUCGCGGCUUUCCUUUUCCUCCCUGAUAGGCUAACUCAGGCUACUUCUACUGACGUUGCUGGAAUUUUCAGCUCUCUUGACAUUUCAAGCUUCAGCGCUAACCUUCGUUCGCAGGUAUCCGGUUCUCUGCCCACCCACAUGAUUCCCACCCUCUUCAUCCCUCUUCAGCGCGUGCCCAAGCUGGUCUCUGGAAAGAUUGCCCGCAAGGCCCUGAGGCUCGCCGUCUCGGAGCUCACGCAUGAACAACUCAAUCGAUUCAAGGUCAACCAAGCCACGGAGAAGAGGGCGCCCACAAACGCUACCGAGGUGACGAUGCUUGAGAUCUGGACCUCUGUUCUGGGCCUUUCGUCCUCCGAGAUUGGCAUCGAUGACCACUUUGUUACUCUUGGCGGCGACUCCAUCAGUGCCAUCAAGCUCGUUGCUAAUGCGAGGUCGCGCGGCAUGGAGAUGCGAGUUGCCAACAUUUUCGAGAACCCUACCAUUGCUCGCUUGUGCGCUGCCUGUUUCAAGGCCGCCGACCCCGAGCCGGUGGUUGAGGUAGCUCCCAUGGGCCCGGUGAGCGCCAGCGUCGCUGCUAUGCCCCCGGCCGAACUUUCCGACAUUGCUACCCAGUGUGGCAUCGCUGUGGAACAGAUCGAGGAUAUCUACCCUUGCACAGCUCUUCAGGAGGGCAUGCUGAUGUUGACGGAAAAGAACCCCACCGCCUAUAUCGCUCACCAUGUCAUGGAGCUAUCGCCUCGCAUCGACGUUGCCAUGUUCCGACGAGCUUGGGAGAUAGUUGUGAGGGAGAACACUAUCCUUCGCACUCGCAUUGUCCCGUCCGGCAAGCAGAUCGUCUUCAGGCCUUCUACCUUGUCUUGGGCCGAGCCAUCGACCAAAGACCUCCAGGUCUAUGUCAAGGAAACCCAGACACAGCGGAUGGGCUUUGGAACUGCGCUCAACCGACAAGCCAUCCUUACUGGCCCCACGCGCUUUGUUUUCACAGCUCACCACUCCGUAUACGACGGUUGGUCCAUGGCACUGUUGGCGGACGCUAUUCACAAGGCAUAUGUGUCUGUGAGAAAGGGCGCUCAGUCUGGGUCCGCGGCCGCUCCCCAGCAGGUCACCUUCCGAGACUUUGUGGACUACACCUCGAGCCCGACGUCAUAUGAGGGAUUGGCUGACGCGAUGGUGGAAAAGUCCAUCUUCUUCCGUCGCAACGCCCGGUCUACCGCCACCUCAGCCACACUCAUCCGAACAGCGUGGGCACUCCUCAUCUCCGCCUACACUGGCUCCCAUACUGACGUCGUCUUCGGAUCGGCCGGUACAGGUCGCAGUGUGCCUGUGGAUGGCGUUUUUGGCCUCGUCGGGCCGACUCUGGCCACGGUUCCUUUCCGCAUCGUUCUCGACCAUGAACUGAAGAUUGACCAACUUCUCUCCAAAGUCCAACUCCAGGCCAUGUCCAUGCUUGAGUUUGAGCAGUACGGUCUUCAGAACAUCCGCAAAGCCGCUCCCUCCGCUCCCGCAGCCUGCAACUUCCAAAGUCUCCUAGUCAUCCACGCCGAAUCCGGCCCAACAAGCGACUCUUCUUCUCCAUUCGCCUGGAGCAACGAGAGAUUUGACUCCGACUUCCUCACCACCGCCCUCACUCUCGAAUGCCAGCCUGCCGGGUCUGAGAUGCGCCUCACAGCUUCCUACGACUCGUCUCUCAUGGACAAGACCCAGGUCCAUCGGAUCUUGUCUACCUUUGAGCACAUCCUUAACCAACUCUGCAUCAGCCGCCAGGGCGCUCGCGUCGGCGACAUCGACACCAUGAGCCCGGGUGACAAAGCUGAGCUCUCUACCAUCACGCGCGACCUUCCACCCAAGGUUAGCGAGUUGGUGCACGACAUGUUCACUCGCCAAGCUCGCGCGACCCCUCACGCAAUCGCGGUUUCGGCCUGGGAUGGGGAUCUCACUUAUCAGCAGCUCGACCAGCUUUCCACUAGGGUCUCAUACCACCUCAGCUCACUGGGCCUUCGACCUGACACAUUUGUGCCUUUCUGCUUCGAAAAGUCCAAGUGGGUACCGGUAUCUCUUCUCGGCAUUCUCAAAGCUGGUGGAGCUUGCGUUCCCCUAGACCCUGCUCAACCCCUCGACAGAUUGCAGAGCAUCAUCGAUACGCUCGAGGCCAAGAUCAUCCUCACCUCCGCUACUCACUCCCGCCUCCUCGAGAGCAUCCCGGGUGUGUCGCAAUUCGUGGAAGUCUCCCAGAACGCCAUGGAGCGUUUCCAUUCGCGUUCGACAAAGGCUCCCAAGCCCACUCCUGCCUCCGCCUGCUACGCAAUCUUCACAAGCGGCAGCACUGGCACACCCAAGGGCGUUGUGUGGGAACACGCCGCUCUAUGCUCUAGCAUGAGGGAACAUGGCGUGGCCUUCAAUUACUCCACCACCACACGCGUUCUCCAAUUUUCUUCGCACACAUUCGACGUGAGUGUGUCGGAGCUCCUCACCACUCUCAUGUACGGCGGCUGUAUGUGCAUCCCCGACGAUUUUACGCGCAUGAAUGGGAUCACGGGCUUCAUCAACGACAAGAAGGUCAACUGGGCCUUCUUCGCCCCAUCCUUCGCCCGCCUGCUCGACCCCGCCACAAUUCCUGGCCUCCAAACUAUCGUGCUUGGUGGCGAGGCUCCUGGAAAGGACAACAUCGAGCGCUGGUCCGGGCGACCGGGCCUUGAGCUCAUCGUCACGUAUGGUCCCGCCGAAAGCUGCAUCUACUGCGCCAAGAACAGUGUGCAGGGCCCCCAGAUCGAUGGAAGCAUCGGCCAUUCCAUUGGUGGCAUGAUGUGGGUAGCUGAUCUGGGUCGACCAGACCGUCUUGCCCCGAUUGGUGCCGUCGGUGAGAUCGUGGUUGAAGGAAGCAUCUUGGCCCGCGGGUACCUCAAGGAUCCUGAAAAGACCAAGAAUUCCUUCCGCCCCAUGCCCGCAGAUUGGGCAGCCGGACGCAGCCAGAGGAUCUACUAUACCGGUGACCUCGGCUGUGUGAACACGGACGGAACAAUCAGCUGCCUCGGGCGACGAGAUGAUCAGGUCAAGAUCCGUGGCCAACGAGUCGAACUCCCCGACAUCGAGUAUCACCUUCGAAAAGAUGAGGGUGUUCAUCAGGCCCUCGUCCUGUAUCCCCGCACCGGCCCCUGUGCGGAUCACCUCGUGGGUAUCCUGGCCAUGAAGAACAGCGCUGCUGUCGAAGGCUCCAAACCCGCUUCCUCCACCGACAUCAACCUUGCACCUUCCGCCGUCUGGACAUCCACCGCCGAGGUCCAGGACCGCCUUGCAGACAAGGUCCCAACCUACAUGGUUCCCUCGCUGUGGAUUGUUCUCGAGUCCAUUCCUUUGAUGCCUGCCUCCCAAAAGGUCAACAGGAAGCAGGUCACGGAGUGGGUGAAGCAAUUGGAUAGGUCAACCUACGACUGCAUCGCGAGCCUAUCAACCGGCCAGGUCACUGAGGUUUCCCAGGUCGUUAGUAACUCGCUAGAAGAGAAGGUUCGCUCUCUCUGGAGCACCGUUCUCAACGUCAGCAUGACCAUUAUCGGCUCGAAUUCUUCGUUCCUUCGACUUGGUGGCGAUUCUAUUUCCGCCAUGCAGAUUGUCUCUCGCUGCCGCGACAAUGGCAUCCAUGUCACGGUCCAAGACCUUCUCAAGUCCAGGACCUUGGCAGAUUUCUGCCAUCGCGCAAGUGCCUCAACUUCCCAGGCGGCAUCGAGCCCUCUCCUGGAUGACAAGGACACUGAAGAGCCUUUCGACCUUUCCCCGAUUCAAUCCUGGUUUAUGGCUCUCUGCCCUGAGGGAGAAAACCACUUCAACCAGAGCCAUCUGCUCCAACUCACCCGCAGCAUCAAGGUCCAGGACCUUACGAACGCACUUCUGAAAAUCAUUGAGCGCCACCCGAUGCUUCGUUCCAGGUUCAGCAAGACCAACGGCAAGUGGCAACAAUAUUGCAGCGCCGACGCCAAGGGGUCGCUUCAAUGCCGCAAGUUCUCUUCCGUCACCAUGAAGAAGGCUUCUUCCUACGGGUUUAACGCGCAGGCUAGCCUCGACAUUGUCAACGGGCCGCUUGUGGCCGCCGACUUGUACGAGAUGGUAGAUGGUUCCUCCGCUUUGUUUAUCACGUGCCACCAUCUUGCUGUCGAUCUUGUCUCUUGGAGGAUUAUUCUCCAGGAGCUCGAGGAGGUCCUCCUGCAAGGGCAGCUGGUGAGCAACCGUGCCCCGCUAUCUUUCCGAACAUGGACAAAACUUCUCGCCGAACAUUCCACCUCUCAUGGCAAGGAGACUACUGUCCAGUCUGAUAUCGACUUCUGGGGUAUCACUAGCAAGGAUAAUAUUGCGGCCAACGUUGUGGAACACAGUUUCACCUUGGACUCGGUUGCGACCCAGCUCCUUCUGAACCAGUGCAACGACGCUUUCAACACGGAACCGCUUGAUAUCCUACUUACCGCGGUUACGCGAUCGCUCAACACCGUUUUUGCUACUCUUCGAUCGCCCAUCGCCGUCUUCAAUGAGGGCCACGGACGAGAGCCCUGGCGAGCCGAUAUUGACCUGUCCUCUACCGUUGGCUGGUUCACUUCCAUGUGUCCGAUUCUCAUGGAAAAGGACGAAGUCACUGGCGACAUUCUCCGCUGCUUGGCUCACGUAAAGGACUCGCGCCGUCAGAUUCCCGGGAACGGCUUGCAAUUCUUUUCCUCAUUCGCCCAGAACACUGCCUCUCCCGUCGAGGUCACCUUCAACUACUUCGGUCUCUAUCAGCAGCUUGAGAAAGAAGACGCCCUCUUCAACUGGAUGAGCUGGUCGCCUGUGUCGCAGCCCCUAGACUCCGGCGCCGAUGUUCCUCGAUUCUCCGUCUUUGAUGUCUCUGCCGGCAUCGAAAAUGGUACUAUGACUGUCAACUUUGCUUACUGCGACAAGAUCAACCACAAGAAUCUCGUCAACCAGUGGAUUGAUUCUUGCCAGGAGCUGUCUCUUUCCCACGCCGAUCUUGAGCUUCUUCUCAACGUUGGCCUUCGCGACGCCGGCAUCACCGUUAACAACGUACAGAAUAUUUAUCCUUGCUCUCCCAUGCAAACCGCCCUACUCGUCAGCCAGGCGGUAGACCCCACCCUCUAUGCGGUGCGGUACGUUUGGGAAGUUAUUCCGAAAUCCGCCACCCAAACACCCUCGGUGGAGCGGAUGGCUGCGGCGUGGAAGCAAAUUGUUCAGCAGCACCCAAUGCUACGCACGUCGUUUAUCCAGGGAUAUGGCUCUUCCGGGGCCCAAAAGACUAUUUUUAACCAGGUAGUUCUCAAGGAGUUUACUCCUUCGAUUUCUAUCUGCACAGAUAGCGCGGCCUUCCCUGCCGGACAGCCUUCGGAUCAUAUCAGGAGUGGCCCUCCCCACCAUGUCACCCUUCAUCAAACACCUUCAGGAAAGUUGAUGGUCCAGCUUGACAUCAGCCAUACUCUCAUCGAUGGCACUUCUGUCAACCUCCUCUUGAGCAGCUUGAUUUCAGCCUAUGACAGCGCCUCACCCUCUUCGUUGAAGACGGAUUGCUAUGCCGAUUACAUUUCCUAUCUUCAAUCCCAGGAUCUGGAAGAGGCCCGUAGCUUCUGGACGACAUACUUGGGCGAAUGCGAGCCUUGCAUCUUCCCGUCCGUGCAUUCCGACCCCAGCGCUGCUGGCAAGUCUGCUUCUGAAAAGCUCGCCUACCUUGACUUCAAGUACCCGACCCCGACCGUCUUCACACCGCCUGCGCCGACGACUUCUUCCCCCGGCGCCAGCACCGCCACUGUCGACUUUGAGCCUGUUCACGUCCAAGACCCCAGCGAGUUCGACAUUGUCCUAAACAUUGGAGACGCUAGCACAUUUGUCGAUAUUAGCCUCACGUACAACACCCAGGUCAUCAACCAGCAGCAGGCAAACCGCCUGAGCGAAGCCUUUAACCAUGCGAUCGACCGAAUCCUCGACUCUCUCUCGCAGAGUACUGGAUCCAUCAGUCUCAUUACUCCUGCGGACUACCAGCAGGUAGUAAACUGGAACAGCAUGGCAGACGCGGAGCCCGUCGUUGCCAUCUGCGAUGAGUUGAUUGACCUAAACGUCCACACAAAGGCCAACUCCAUUGCGGUUUCCGGCUGGGACCUCUCUCUGACCUACGCAGAGCUCAGCAGAUACUCUGACGACCUCGCCCACUACCUAACAUCGAACUAUGCCCUCGCUCCCAACACGCUUAUUCCCUUCUGUUUUGAGAAGAGUGCUUGGACAAUUGUGGUCAUGCUCGGUAUCAUGAAGUCCGGAGCAGCUUUCGUCCCCCUUGACCCCGACCACCCCACUGAGCGCAAGGCACACAUCUCUAAAUCCGCCCUGGCCAUCGAUCUCGGCCUCGAGCAUCUUGAGGUUGGAUCCGAAUCUAUGCAAAGGAUGAAGAACACGUCUGGAUCUCGCCUAGGUCGCCAGCGCCGAGCCCGCGAUCCCAGCAAUCUCGCAUACUGCCUGUUCACCAGUGGCAGCACGGGCACGCCCAAGGGUGUUUUGAUCCACCACGAGGCGCUUUGCACCAGCACAACCAAGCAUGGUAAAGCAUUUGGCUACACCGAGUGCCGAUCUCUGCAGUUUGCCUCCUACGCCUUUGAUGCCUGUAUUGCGGAGAUCCUCACUACCCUUAUUCUGGGAGGAUGCGUGUGCGUCCCAUCGGAUGCCCAGAAGAUGGAUCCUGAGCAGCUCAUGCAGUUCAUCCAGGUUGAACAGGUUAAUCAUAUUUUCCUGACGCCUUCUUUCCUUACUCUUCUCGACCCAGCAAGGGUUCCCUCCCUACAGCGCUUGCUUGUCGGUGGGGAGGUCGUGCCUCAGCAGCUUCUGCAAAGAUGGAGGUCCGACACCCGCCGCGUCGAUGUCGUCUACGGUCCCACCGAGUGCUGCGUCUACUGCAGCGGCAUUGACUCGCGUGACCUUGUUCCCGGAAAGAACCUCAUUGGGAAGACGGUGGGUAGCGUCUCAUGGGUCACGGAUCCGAGCGAUCCCAACAACCUUGUGCCUAUUGGCGCCAUUGGCGAGCUCCUUAUCCAGGGCCCAAUCGUUUCCCAGGGCUAUCUCGACGACGAAGCAAAGACCGCCGCAUCAUUUGUCAAGCCUACUUGGGCAAGCAACAACGCCAUGGUGUACCGAACUGGCGAUCUUGUGAGGUACCAAGAAGACGGCUCCCUUGAAUACAUGGGUCGCCGCGACAAUCAAGUUAAGCUUCGUGGCCAGCGUCUGGAGCUCGGAGAUAUCGAGCAGCAAGUUACCAGGUGCCCCGAUGUUCAACAGUGCGCCGUAUUCCUGCCCAAGGAGGGGCUUUGUGUGAAGAAGCUUGUUGCUGUGAUUACGCUCAAGAACCUUGAGGCAUCGCAGACCGCCGCUACCUCCACCAUCCUUCCCACUGCCGGCGCCGCCAAGGGUCUUCGGAUUAUCGCUGGCGAGGAAGUGAUGGCCAAGGUAGUCUCUAUCUGCCAGGCUGUGGCAGAGAACCUUCCAUCCUACAUGGUUCCCUCGUCUUGGCUUGUCACGGAUGAGCUCCCUCUCAUGCCCUCUGGAAAGGCUGAUCGUCGCUUCAUCACCAGCUGUAUCCACGCGAUGAAUGACGAGACCUAUCAGCGAUCGACCGACAUUAGCACGUCUGGUGCUGCGAAUACCGCCACUCGAGAAAGUCUCACGCCUGUCGCCACCACCCUCCUAGCCAUCUGGAGUUCGGUUCUCAAUGUCCCUGAAUCGCGCAUCAACCCCAACUCGGGCUCAUUCAUCCGCGUCGGCGGCGACUCCAUCAGCGCCAUGGAGGUGGUCGCUCAAAGCCGCAGCAAGGGCAUCCCUCUCGCUAUCGAGAACCUCCUCAAGGCCACAUCAGUCGUUGCACUUGCCGCCGCUUUCGAUAGCGCCAUGCCGAUCGCCGGCUCCGGUGGCGCCUCGCCUUCGGAAAAUGACGACGACGGUUCCGAGGACAUCGUCCUCUUUGGACUAUCUCCUAUCCAGCGCAUGUUCGCCAAGCUGGCUCCCGGAGAGAACCAUUUCAACCAGAGCUUCCUCCUCAAGGUUUCGACUGACAAGAAGCGACUUGCUCUCGGAGAAAUUAGUGCAGCCCUCGAUGCCAUCGUUCGACGCCACGCAAUGCUCAGGGCCCGCUUCCAAAAGCUUGGCAGGACCUACAAGCAGUGGAUCGAACCUGAGGUGGCUGAUUCCUAUAUCUUCAACGCCUCUUCGGCCUCCGGUUUUGCGGACGCUACCUCUCGCAUUGAGGAGACGCAAAAGUCUCUCGAUCUGGUCGACGGGCCCGUAUUCGCUGGUGACCUCCUCGAGAUUGGCCAAGAGCAGUACAUUUUCCUCACCGCGCACCACAUGGUCAUUGAUCUCGUCUCCUGGAGAAUUGUAUUGAAGGAUCUCGAGGACUUCCUCGUACAGGGUUCGCUUUCAAGCUACCGCAGCCUUUCUUUCCAGAAAUGGUGCAAUGCCCUAACCUCCUACCGCAAGUCGCUGAAGGACGAACUCCUUCCUUUCAACCCUCCCGCAGCCGAUUACGACUUCUGGGGUAUGGCCGGCAAGCCCAACCUCGCGACCGACUUCGUGCACCGCAGCUUCACCAUGGAAAAGUCCGUGUCGCAGUCUCUUGUAGGCCCUUGCAACGUCGCUUUCGGAACUGAGGCAAUCGACCUUUUCAUCUCCGCUGUCAUGCACUCAUUCACCAAGGCAUUCCCUAGCCGCGAGAUCCCCGCGAUCUACAACGAGGGCCACGGCCGCGAGCCUUGGGAUGACUCCAUCGAUCUGUCUCGAACGGUAGGCUGGUUCACCACCAUUAGCCCCGUCUGGGUGAGCCAACAGCAGUGUGAUGGUGAUGUCGUCAGCUUUGUCAAGCGUGUGAAGGAUGUCCGAAGGAAGAUUCCCCAAAAGGGCUUCCCUUACUUCACUUCACUUGACUUUGAGCGUCGACCUUUCCAAGUCGAUGUGUCUUUCAAUUACUUCGGCUCCUUCCAGCAACUGGAGAAGCCUGGUGCUCUUCUCAACCAGGUUCAAUGGCGAAACAUCAACGUCGACCCUUGCGAAGUGAGCGAGGUCCAAAAGAAGUUCUCGCUCAUCGACAUCGCAGCCGAGAUUGAGAACGAGCAGCUCGUCUUCACCUUUAGCUACAACAGCAAGAUUAGCCGCUCCACCGAACUCGAGGCCUGGGUCGUCCACUGCCAGGCUUCGCUCGAGCAGGCGGCGCAGGCUCUCAGCUCCCGCGAGGCCGAGCGAACUGUUGGCGACUUCGAGCACCUUCCCGAAACCUACGACUUGGCCGCUCUCCGACCACUACCUUGA
Messenger RNA from Parascedosporium putredinis, 14067 nucleotides. NCBI's taxonomy places the organism in Eukaryota, Fungi, Ascomycota, Sordariomycetes, Microascales, Microascaceae. The record is from the annotation of a GenBank genome assembly.